CACUACUUGACCCCAUUCUACACUUUCUAAUCAUCUCUCAACCAACCUCUUCAUCAACCUCUUAACUUUCUUGACUCUCAUAUAUAUCAUUCAAAACCCAUUACUUCAAAAUGUCUGAACUCGCCGAUGUUGGUCUUAUCGGUUUGGCCGUCAUGGGUCAAAACUUGAUCCUCAACAUGAACGACAAAGGAUUCAAAGUUUGCGCUUACAACCGUACCACCUCCAAAGUUGAUUACUUCCUCGAGCACGAAGCUAAGGGAACUCAAAUCAUUGGAGCUCGCUCGAUCGAGGAACUAUGCUCUAAACUCAAGAGACCCCGAAGGAUCAUUCUCCUCGUCAAAGCUGGUCAGGCCGUUGAUGACUUCAUCGCUCAACUCGAACCUUUCCUCGAAAAAGGAGAUAUCAUCAUUGACGGUGGUAACAGUCACUACCCCGAUUCCAUCCGUCGUACCCAUGAACUCGAAGCUAAAGGUCUUCUCUUUGUCGGUUCCGGUGUCUCCGGUGGUGAGGAGGGUGCACGUAACGGUCCUUCUCUCAUGCCCGGUGGUAGUGAAGCCGCUUGGCCUCAUAUCAAGGAAAUCUUCCAGAAGACGGCAGCUCAGGCUGAGGGAGAACCAUGCUGUGAUUGGGUCGGUCCUACCGGUGCCGGUCAUUACGUCAAAAUGGUUCACAACGGUAUCGAAUACGGUGAUAUGCAACUCAUCGCCGAGGCCUACGAUAUCCUCAAACGUGGUCUUGACCUCUCCGAAGAUGAGAUCGCUGACAUUUUCGAGAAGUGGAACAGUGGAGUUCUUGACUCUUUCCUCAUUGAAAUCACCAGGGAUAUCCUCCGCUUCAAGGACACUGACGGUGAACCCAUGUUACACAAGAUCCUCGACUCUGCAGGUCAGAAGGGUACCGGUAAAUGGACUGCCAUCGAUGCACUCGACCUCGGCAUGCCUGUCACCCUCAUCGGCGAGGCCGUCUUCUCUCGUUGUCUCUCGUCCCUGAAAGGAGAGCGUGGUCGUGCUUCCAAGAUCCUUGCUGCCCCAGCCCGCGAACCCUUCCAAGGUGACAAGCAGCAAUUCAUCGACGAUCUCGAACAGGCUCUUUACGCCUCGAAGAUCAUCUCAUAUGCUCAAGGUUUCAUGAUGAUGCGUGAAGCUGCCAAGGUCAACGACUGGCCUAGCAUGAACUAUGCUGGUAUCGCCGCCAUGUGGCGUGGAGGUUGUAUCAUCAAGUCUGUUUUCCUCAGCGACAUCACCGCCGCCUAUCGUGAGAACCCCAAGAUCGAAUCGAUCUUGUUCAGCCCGUUCUUCACCAAGGCCAUCACCAACGCUCAACCUGGUUGGAGGCGUGUCAUCGCUCAGUCGACCCUCUGGGGUAUCCCCAUCCCGGCGUUCACCACUGCGCUUUCGUUCUUUGACGGAUACCGUGCUGAAGUCCUGCCAGCCAACCUGUUGCAAGCGCAGCGUGACUACUUCGGAGCGCACACGUUCAAGGUAUUGCCCGGUAAGGAAAACGACCACAUGAAAGCUGGUCAAGACAUCCAUGUCAAAUGGACUGAACGUUCCGGCGACGUUUCUUCGUCGACGUACAAUGCUUAGAGAAUGCCCAGCAAAUCUGUUUGCAAUGUGUGAGAGAGGCAAAGGUGGGAAAAUGCAAGCAUUGCUUUGUCGUGUUA
Messenger RNA from Tremella mesenterica DSM 1558, 1663 nucleotides. RefSeq lists its product as uncharacterized. The transcript has 11 exons. Gene Ontology annotation, cellular component: cytosol. Gene Ontology annotation, biological process: pentose-phosphate shunt, oxidative branch; pentose-phosphate shunt. The record is from RefSeq and is a predicted model, not a curated record. NCBI's taxonomy places the organism in Eukaryota, Fungi, Basidiomycota, Tremellomycetes, Tremellales, Tremellaceae. The coding region runs from base 111 to 1586 and encodes 491 amino acids. Gene Ontology annotation, molecular function: phosphogluconate dehydrogenase (decarboxylating) activity; NADP binding.